Messenger RNA from Penicillium olsonii, 747 nucleotides. NCBI's taxonomy places the organism in Eukaryota, Fungi, Ascomycota, Eurotiomycetes, Eurotiales, Aspergillaceae. The record is from the annotation of a GenBank genome assembly.
AUGAUUCAUUCAAGCCAAUCACCCAUGUCACGAUUCCGCCAAGCUCGUGAGAAUCUCAUCGCCCUGCUCGACCAACAAGCCACCUUCCUCCGCCAUGACCUCGAAGCCCGCCAGUAUGUGAUUCCCUGUCUCCGUCGUCAAAUCCCCCAAUACAUCGAUAUCGUCGUUACCAUUGCAACGACGAUAUCGAACCAAUCCCGGAACAGUCCAUAUGCUCUACUCCGCUGCAACCUCUACGGCAAUGUCAUCCCAAUGCAUUGCGCAGCUCUGAAAGCGCAAUGCGCCCAUCUUGCCAACAGACUCCGCGACAACAACUGCACCGAUACCAUGUCCCCCACAUACAUGUACAACCCCUGCCACUCAGUCUAUGUGACCCGUUUCAAAAAGGAGCGCGCAGAGCUCAGGAAUCAACUCCGCAUCAAUGCUCAGGCACUCAGAGCCUGUCCUCAGGUUGAUGAAGAGGGACUGGUUGCUUCGCGCUGGGUUUCGGAGGCAUUGCGUGGUCUUGUGCCGAGUGUUUAUAGUCUGAGGGAUGCGGCUGUUGAUAUGGAUGUUAAGACUAGGGGGAAUCCGUUCGUCCUGGCUAAGCCGUAUGCAUUCUAUAGUUAUGAUGUGCCGCCGAGAUGUGUUGAUAUUGUGGGCUGUUUGCUUCAUUGGGCGGAUAUGCUGGUUAACAGAGAUGGACGGCGGACUGAUAGUAUUGUUGUUGAGGAGAUUGAAUAUUUGCUAGCUCGUAUGGAGUUUUGA